AUGCUAAGUUUUGCGAAAUUACUUCAAAAAGCGCCUAUGAUAUGCUCAUCCACCAUCGAUUAUUAUCGUCACGGACCAACUCAACCAUCAUGGAAUUUGAAGUUUUAUUUGAUGUUCAAAAUUGUAAAAGAUGGGUUUGCAUCAUCAACCAGUCAAACCAUUGAAGAUGUUCAAGCAAUGCAUAAUAUAAAAACAGCUGUCGAUGAUGGUGUACUUGUAGAUGAGCUGACAUUGUCAAAUUCACUUCCAGAAGAAUUAUCAGAAAAGAUUCGGUUAAAUGUUGAUAAUAAACCAAGAUUUUGGCAUAAAUCAUUUGAUUGUGAUGGUCGUUUACAACUUUAUGUGUCUAAUGAAGGAUUAGCAAUUCCAUAUGUUUCUCCAUUACUUGCUGAAAGUUUGGGUGGUUUACCACCAAUUUUAGUGAAAGUAGGUGAUGUAGAAGUAUUAAGAGAUGAGAGUAUUUAUUUGGCUUAUAAAGCUGCUAAUCCAGAAAAAUACAAUUUGCCAAAUUACAAUGCUGAAAAGUUUGAAAAGUCACCUUAUAAAACGCCUACAAAAGUUAUUCUUGAGGUUUAUGAAGAAAUGCCUCAUGACUUCCAGCUGUUUUGGAACAUACAUCCAUCACAAAAGAUAGCCAUGGAACGAGUGAAUGAAUUUAUUGAACAAUUAUUAUCAGGCGAAGAAGGGGAGAAAGGAUUAAAAGCCUUACGUGUAACAGGUAAAGGUGAAAUUAUCGAAGAGUUAAAAGAGGAGCAUUACAAGGUACUUGAAUGUGAAAAUAUUGGUGUUGCUUCUAUUCGAAAGAUUCGUGGUUAUAGACGUAACAACAACAAUCAAUGA
Molecule: messenger RNA, 840 nt
Organism: Entrophospora sp. SA101
Lineage: Eukaryota; Fungi; Glomeromycota; Glomeromycetes; Entrophosporales; Entrophosporaceae
Source: the annotation of a GenBank genome assembly